UCAAAGAGGAAAACUGGUGAUGGAAGUGGCUCUAUGCCUCCACAGAAGAUUCAGAAGGUAGUACCGCCAAGUCAAGGGAGGCAACCUGGGGGACCGACUACACUUCCGCCAUUGACCCCCUCUUCCCUUCCUCCUUCUGCGAGCCUAACUCCUACUCACCAGGGUAGUUCGAGUGAGCUUUUUCGUGCUGUUAGCGACCUGGGCAAGGGGCUUCUUGAGGAUAUUGGCCGUGAUGCAUCGACACUUCAAAGCCUAGACUCCUACCCCCGACUUAGUGUCGAAGUUGUCUUGAAGAGAGGACUCACUCAAUUGAUGAAGUCACUUGUCACCAUUGGUCAUGCUCAGCUUCGAGCCGUAGACUACAAGGAGUUGAUCAAGGUGCAGGACGAUCAACUGGUGGAGGCCAGGUCCAAGCUGGAGCAAGCAGAGAGAACUAUAGCUGAACGGGACGAGUCUCUCAAAAAGCAGGCUCAAAACAAUGCUUCCUUGACAACUCAAUUGGAGAAGCAAUCCCUUGAUAUUAAAGAGUUAGUUCGAGACAAUGAGAGGUUGAUUAGCGAGAACGAAGAGCUGAAGCAAGAAAAAGAGCUUGACUUGAUUCGCUUUGAGGAGGCCAGUUUUGACUGCUUCUAUAAGGUCUGGAAGCUGAACAAGCCUCUUAAUCUUGAUUGUUUCCCCAAGGAGGCCCAGGCAGAGGAUCUUGCCAGAUGUGAAGCAAGAGCCGCUGAAGAAGCUGCCAACCCUCCUGCACUCGCCCCAACCUGCUCUGCUAUAUCAUUUCGAGCGAGAGGAGCAGCUGAUGCAGAGGAGGGAGUCGAUCAACCCUCUAGAGGAGCUCGCCUGUGA
This is a messenger RNA of Humulus lupulus (European hop), 846 nucleotides long. RefSeq lists its product as uncharacterized. Bases 34 to 846 code for a protein of 270 amino acids. Lineage: Eukaryota; Viridiplantae; Streptophyta; Magnoliopsida; Rosales; Cannabaceae. The transcript has 2 exons. The record is from RefSeq and is a predicted model, not a curated record.